Molecule: messenger RNA, 1764 nt
Organism: Monoraphidium neglectum
Lineage: Eukaryota; Viridiplantae; Chlorophyta; Chlorophyceae; Sphaeropleales; Selenastraceae
Exons: 10
Coding region: 1-1764 (587 amino acids)
Source: RefSeq, a predicted model, not a curated record
AUGGACAUGCUAAGGGCAGCGGCGACGUGGCAAGAGGCAGUAGGGCUGUUCAGGGAGCUUGGGGAUGGAGUGGACAAGAGGUCGGCGGGCCUGGUGGCUCAAAUGUUCACGACCACGGUGACGCUCAUGCCGGGGCCUGUGGCGUCGCUGCCGCCGCGAGAGGCCGCAGAGGCCACGGCGGCGCUGGACGCGAUGCUCGCGGUGAUGACGUCCGGCGUGGAGAGGGUGGUGACAGUGCUGGGCAUCGGGUUGACGGGGCGCCUGGGAGCCUUGGAGGCCGGGGAGGCGUUUGACGCGGCGGCUGCGCUGGCGCUGCUCAACUACCGGCCGCCGCCCAAGGAGGCCAGCGUGCGGGCGGGAGACGAGCAGUCACCGGACCUGGUUGAGGCGCUGCAGCGGCGCAGCAUUCGGGCUUUCAAGUACCUGACGCCCAAGGACACGGCCAACGCCGUCUUCGUUCUGUCGAGGAUUGCAGCCCCUGGGAGCGUCACGGCCGAGUGGCUCAAGGGCUACAUAGACACCUCGUUUGACCACCUGCCCCACCUGCAAGGUGAGGCCCUCGUGCUCGCCGGCUACAUGCCUGCCCGCCACAACCACCUGCCGGACGCGGAGUGGCGCGCAGCCUGGAUCGGCCUGAUCGGCCAGAGCGCCGACGCGCUGCUGGGGGCGGAGUUCCCCCUCGUCCUGUUCAGCCUGGCGAAAUGGCAGCAGGUUGCGCUGCAGCAGCGGCGCGCCGGCCCUGUGGCGCCCGCGGCAGAUGACUGGCUGGGCGGCUUUGGCGGCGGGUACGGCGAUGAGGAUUACUAUGGAGGGUAUGGCGGCGGCGCGCGCCAGCCGCAGCAGGGCGGGAAGCUGCCGGCCGAGCAGCUGCCGGCCGGCUGGCUGGACGGGCUGCUGCUCGCGUCGCACCGCAGCGGCGCGCUGCGGGAGCUCGGCGCGAAGCAGCUGGGCGCCAUGCUGCGCGCGCUGGGCGCGCUGGGCGCCGCGCCCAGCGCGCCGUGGGCGUCGCGGAUGUGGGCGGCGGUCGGCCUGAAAAUCUCCGCCGCCGUCCGCGCGGGCGGGGCCGGCGCCGAGCGGGACCCGCAGGCUGCGGCGGCGGUGGCUGCGGCGCGGCCGGCGGACGUGGCUGCGUUGCUGGCGGCCUGGGCGGCGCUGCCUGCGUGCGAGAAGGUCGGCCCGCCACAGGAUAUUGCGGAUGAGGCCGUGAGCUUCGCAGACGCCGCGCUGCGCUCGGUGGCGCGCCCAGAGCUCGAGCGGGUGGCAGGGGCGCUGCAAGCCUCUGGCUGCGGCGGGGGGGUAGCGGCGCGGCUGAUAGCAGAGGCGAUCGCCGCGGCGCCCGUGCCGGCGGCGGCGGCGGCGCCAGCGGCCGGGUCGAAGCGGCCAAAGGCGCCUGCCAAAAAGGCGGCGGGGGCGCGCCGGGGCCGGCCGCCGGCGGCCAAGGUCGUGAGCGCUGCCAAGGCCGUCGGCACCCAGCUGAUCAAGCAGGCGGCGCUCGCGGCGCGCGGGCCUGUCUUUGUCAUUGGCGCCGAGGGCCAAGCAUCGCUGACGCUGGUCCGGGAGCUGGCGACAGCAGGCGUCAAGGUCGUGGCAGCGGUCUCGGACGGCGAGUUGGGUGAGGCGGUGAUCGCGUUUGCCAAGAAGUAUGAGCUCAUUCCGCCGUCCGCGGCCGGCAACGUGUCUGUGGCGGAGGUGGACCUGAAUGAUCUGGCCGCCUACAUCCCGAGCAUGGGGGCGGGAGCGGGGCACGUGUUGCAUGCAUGUUAG